Molecule: messenger RNA, 888 nt
Organism: Ochotona princeps (American pika)
Lineage: Eukaryota; Metazoa; Chordata; Mammalia; Lagomorpha; Ochotonidae
Product: sulfotransferase 1E1
Exons: 7
Coding region: 1-888 (295 amino acids)
Biological process (GO): sulfation
Cellular component (GO): cytoplasm
Molecular function (GO): sulfotransferase activity
Source: RefSeq, a predicted model, not a curated record
AUGGAUUCUCCCAAAUCUGACUAUUACAAAAACCUUGAUGAGGUCCAAGGCAUUCUAAUGUAUAAAGAUUUUGUCAAAUAUUGGAAUGAUGUGGAAACAGUACAGGCAAGACCAGAUGAUGUUGUCAUUGUCACGUAUCCUAGAUCUGGCACCACUUGGGUUUCUGAAAUUGUAUACAUGAUCUAUAAAGAGGGUGAUGUGGAAAAGUGCAAAGAAGAUGCAAUUUUCAAUAGAAUACCUUUCCUGGAAUGCAGAUCAGACGAUGUGUAUAAUGGAGUGAAGCAAUUGAAACAGAUGGCAUCUCCUAGAGUGGUGAAGACUCACCUGCCAGCUGAACUUCUUCCAGUCUCCUUCUGGGAGAAAAACUGCAAGAUAAUUUAUGUUGCCCGGAAUGCCAAGGAUGUGGCUGUUUCAUAUUAUUAUUUCUUCAAAAUGGUAUCUGCAUAUCCAAAUCCUGGAUCUUUUCCAGAGUUUGUAGAGAAAUUCAUGAAUGCACAAGUUCCUUAUGGUUCCUGGUAUACACAUGUAACUUCUUGGUGGGAGAAGAGUAAGAAUCCACAAGUGUUAUUUAUUUUCUAUGAAGACAUGAAAGAGGAUAUCAAAAAAGAGGUUUUGAAACUGGUACAAUUCCUGGGGAGGAAGCCAUCAAAGGAGCUGGUGGACAAGAUUAUAAAGCACACUUUGUUUCAGGAGAUGAAGGAUAAUCCAUCCACUAAUUACACAAUUAUGCCAGAGGAAGUCAUGAAUCAAAAAGAGACAUCCUUCAUUAGAAAGGGGAUUACAGGUGAUUGGAAAAAUCACUUUACAGUAGCUCUCAAUGAAGUAUUUGAUAUGCAUUAUGAGCAGCAAAUGAAAGGGUCUUCACUGAAGUUUCGAACUGAGAUCUAA